AUGAGACGUGGAACUGCACGAUACGAAGAAUUUCGGAAGUCUUACUUCAAUAGAGAAGAAACCGGCAGAUAUCCAACUGAGAUACAUGUUGCAAAAACCUCUCAGGAUAUCGUCGAAGCACUUCGCAAGGCCAGAGAGCUAAAGGUCUCAGUCGGUGUCCGAUCUGGGGGACACCUCCCUUCCAAACCCUCCUUGGUCCACAACGGAAUUCUUAUUGACGUCAGCAACAUCAACCAUCAUGUUCAAUACAAUCCGGUCACCGAGGAAGUCGAAAUGGGUCCUGGAGUUCGUGUUUAUGAAGCUUGGAAAGCCACAGACGCCGUUGGCAGAUUCUUUCCUUUCGGGCAUGCGCCUGACGUAGCACUGGGAGGGUUCUGUCUAGCGGGGGGCCAAGGUCUUUUCAUGAGAGCAUGGGGAGCUACUAUAACAGAGUGGAUUGUACGAUUGGAGAUUGUCGUUCCGGAUGGCCGAGUGCUGAUCGCAAGGCGGACGGAAAAUGCAGACCUCUUCUGGGCCGCUCGAGGCGGUGGUCAAGCAUUCUUCGGGGUUGUGACGCGAAUCUGGAGUCGGACCAUACCGAAGAAACGUCUCCUCUGGAGAUCUACAACAUUCACCGUUGGUGAUAAGUUCGAAGAUCUACUCACUUUCGCUUUCAAACGGAACGACGCCAUGCCAAGGAAGUUCACCGAGUCGGCCAUUUGCGUAUUUCAUCCAGAGUUGUUCGACAGUGAAGCAGGAGAAGUUGUUCCCAAAACAUCCCCUUUGGUGAUGGCGAUCAAUGUUUGUGCUUACGCAGAUACCCUGGUCGAGGCUACUGCAAUGCUAGAAGUCUGGGAUGGAGUCCCUGAAAGCAUCAAAGAUUGCCUCACUGAGACAAAGUCGACAACGGAAGCGAGCUGGGAGGAGUUCUUCGAGCUUCAGCGACAGAUCAACCCAGAAUCACCAGACCAGAAAUGGGGGAUCAACAGUAUCCUCAACGAUCCUUCAGUUCCUCUUCCAAAGCUGAUUGAAGCCAUCAAACCUGCAAUGUGCGACUUGCCAACGAAGUCGUCCUUUGGCUGCAUAUACAUCUGUGAUACCGUUCAGCCAGACGAGAAGGAUGCCGUCUUCAGCAUUCCUCAGCAGUACUACAUAUCAACAUUCAGUGGGUGGAAAGACCCUGCGCUUGUACCUCGAGUCCGAGAAACCAUGCGGACAUCGUACGAAAAAGCUGAAGCUGUUGCUUGUGGGAUCUACAGCGCUGACUUCGACCAGUCCAAAAACUCAUUGCAUUCACCUGGGAUCAAAGUUUGGACAAAUUCAGCUCGCGCUCGCUUCAUGGAGAUUCGAAGGCGGUGGGACCCUGAUGAUCUGUUUGUGGGAUACAAGGCUUUUGAUAUUGACUUCCAGGCGAAGCCAGCUCUCUAA
Molecule: messenger RNA, 1407 nt
Organism: Colletotrichum phormii
Lineage: Eukaryota; Fungi; Ascomycota; Sordariomycetes; Glomerellales; Glomerellaceae
Exons: 3
Coding region: 1-1407 (468 amino acids)
Molecular function (GO): oxidoreductase activity; FAD binding
Source: RefSeq, a predicted model, not a curated record